Molecule: messenger RNA, 1277 nt
Organism: Talaromyces stipitatus ATCC 10500
Lineage: Eukaryota; Fungi; Ascomycota; Eurotiomycetes; Eurotiales; Trichocomaceae
Exons: 3
Coding region: 217-1104 (295 amino acids)
Source: RefSeq, a predicted model, not a curated record
AAGAUGAGAUGACCUCUUUUUCCUCAAUAAUUUGGUUCUGCAUUGAAUCUAUGUUUUGGUACUUGGCUUUCCUCAGCUGAUAAUCGGCGUGGGUAUCAUGGACUCUUUAUACAGUCGUGCCUAAUUUGGACUUUUACCCGGGAGCUGUUGUAUACAUUCUCGGAUCGCUUGUUUUUGAUCGAUUUACUUCCGGCUCUGUACUUCUGUCUUGCUGUAAUGGCAAGAUUGAAAAAAGGCGUUCAUUCUUGGGAAGAUGUCCUUGCCCAACGGUAUCAAAAUGACAAACCAUCCUCGUUACCACGAUAUAGACGCCGCAAAGGCAACAUCCGCGGCCCAGCCCCUCGAGGACUCGAUAUAAGCCAGAAGCCAGACCAGCAACCUCAAUCCCUUUUACUGACUAAACUUCCGCCAGAAUUGCGCCUAUUGGUUUGGGAAAUAGUCCUGGGAGGAUUGCGACUGCACAUUAUUCAGCGAUCUAAGAAACGGUUGGGAUGCGUCGUUUGCCCUCAAAAGGAUACAUGCGAUAUUUGCCGGGGUGUGCUGCAACAGCCAGUUAAGAAUGCAGAGACAUGCUCGAAAAAUGUGAAUUUGAUAUCGUUGUUGGUUGCUUGUAAGCAAAUUUAUCGCGAAAGCAUACACCUCCUCUACUCCUCAAACACAUUCGAAUUCAGCAAUACCUGGUCCCUAGCCUACCUCCGCCCAACAAUUCCCGCAAACCAAUGGACCGCAAUCCGCAAAGUCGACCUCAAAUGGGCAUUCCCGGGACACUGGCUCCCCAGCAAGGACUCUGUAAAGUCCGUCUACGUCUGGGCUGGUCGUCAGCAAUGGAUCGAAACUUGUAAAGCCAUCUUACUCCUUAAGGAUUUAGAAGAGUUUACGUUGCAUUUAACCGGGAAUUGGUUCGGGGAACCAAUUGAGAAAGUUCCCGUGUUCUUGGAUCCAUUGAGAGAAUUGCAUUUGAGGGGUUGGCCGCAGAGGAAGUGGAGGAUUUAUUUGCCGCCGCAGCCUUAUUAUAAGAUGGAGAUUACGAGGUUGAAUGAGUUGAUGGUGAAGGAGGGGAUUUUUUGUGAGAUAUAUGAGGCUGGACAGUGUAUAAAAGGAUGAAUGACUGGGAUUGAUUAUGGCUGAGUAUUGGGCUAUGAAAAGUUGUUAUCUGUAUGUUGUUGUGAUUGGGAAUGACUUUUCUCUGCUUUAGAGACUUGUUGGGCUCUACUUACACUCGGUAUCAAUCUCCUGACUGCAUAACAUCGAAUUGCACGACCGAGUGAAUCCUGCUC